Lindgomyces ingoldianus is the source of this 1460-nucleotide messenger RNA. RefSeq names its product putative alcohol dehydrogenase. The record is from RefSeq and is a predicted model, not a curated record. The coding region runs from base 139 to 1188 and encodes 349 amino acids. Gene Ontology annotation, molecular function: oxidoreductase activity, acting on NAD(P)H. The transcript has a single exon. Lineage: Eukaryota; Fungi; Ascomycota; Dothideomycetes; Pleosporales; Lindgomycetaceae.
AACGCCAAGCCCAACAUCUCCGUACUGAACUUGUCAAGAUAUUCACCUUAACUCAUGUUAAGAAAUUCGAAGACCUAAAGCCUUCCCAAAUCUGCUACAUCUGUUUCUCAUAUCCCUAAUCGUCGCCCUCAACACAUAAUGUCCACCCAAACAGCCUUGCUCGUCACCGAAGUCGGAAAACCGGUCACGUCCACUAACACCUGGCCUAUACCUCAACCUGGUCCUAAACAAAUCCAGCUUCGCGUCACCGUCGCUGGACUCAACCCACACGAUCACAAGAGCCGCGAUGGAGGUCUCUUCAUCCAAGACAGCCUCCCUGCAGUACUCGGGAACGACGUUGCUGGUGUCGUGACUGCCCUAGGACCGAAUUCUUCUCGCUUCAAAGUCGGCGAUAGAGUGUUCGCCCAAUCUAAUCUUAGCCCCAAGAGUGAGCAGAAAGGUUUGCAGCAGCAGGUUGUUGUGGAUGAAGACUACGCAGCACUUGUUCCAGAAGGCUUCACCGAAGGUGAUGGUGUUUCGCUCCCUACCAACAUCAUCGCCGGAUUAGUUGGAUUAUUCGACGAAAGCGCACUCGGGAUCCCCGCACCUUGGACAGAUGCAGCGAAGACAUUCGACUAUCCCAACACUACGCUUCUAAUCAUCGGUGGAGGAAGCAACUGCGGGAAAUACGCUGUGCAGCUGGCUAAAAUGGUUGGAAUAGGGAAGAUAGUGACAGUAGGCGGAGACGAACACCAAUUGAAAGGAUACGGCGCAACCCACGUCCUAGGCCGUCACGGCGGACACGACAUCGUCCUCCAGCGUAUCAGGGCAGUCGUCGGUGACGAUCUCAUCUACGCCUACGAUGCCAUUAACCCACCAGAGGACCAGAUUCUUGGUGUGAACGCGCUGUCUAAUACCAAAAAAGGUAAACUUGCGCGGCUCGUCCCCUCCGGGGAUAUUGACGAGUCAAAUAUGCUACCAAAGCAAGCUGGAUAUGAAUUAAAGAAUGUGUUUGGGAUCUCUCAUAUUCGGCCAGAGGUCUCGAAGCCGUUUUGGGAGAGACUUGGAGAGUAUUUGAUGCAAGGGAAGAUUGAGCCGUUACCGUAUGUGACGGUGAAGGGGUUGGAUGCCGCAAAGGUAAAUGAGGUUUUGGAUGGGUAUAGGGAUGGAAAGCCGACCACAAAGACUCAUUUCCAGAUUUCUGAGUAAGCCGAUGAAGGUGUAAUGACGCAAAAAUCUAGGUUUAACCUUUAUACUCCCAAGCCGGAGGGUGGGCUGCCCAAUCAACCUUGGCGUCUCAUCAUAUUAUAUAAAUCAUUAGCCCUUCGGUCCCUCAGUCUAUAAUACAUGACUCCUCUCAUAACUAGUUCCCGUACUUAUAUAAGGCGACAGUCCUUGUUUCCGAUAUGUAUGCCGUCUCGUCCUCCCUACGCUCAAUUCAUUUUAUAUCAUUGCUCGAGCCCGCUGUUCCUUCUUCAAAA